Malus domestica (apple) is the source of this 870-nucleotide messenger RNA. RefSeq lists its product as uncharacterized. Lineage: Eukaryota; Viridiplantae; Streptophyta; Magnoliopsida; Rosales; Rosaceae. The record is from RefSeq and is a predicted model, not a curated record. Gene Ontology annotation, molecular function: DNA-binding transcription factor activity; DNA binding. Gene Ontology annotation, biological process: regulation of DNA-templated transcription.
AUGGGUUUGCGCGAACAAAACGACGGCGUACGGAGGAGGAAGAAGUCAUCGACGAGGGGGCACCACCGGUUCGUGGGGGUGCGGCAGAGGCCGUCCGGGAGGUGGGUCGCAGAGAUCAAGGACUCUCUGCAGAAAGUGAGGCUCUGGCUUGGGACUUUUGACACCGCAGAGGACGCGGCUCGUGCCUAUGAUGAGGCUGCCCGAGCACUCCGCGGUGUCAACGCCCGAACCAAUUUCGAGCUGCCACAGAGUAAUGGGGCCGGAAAUGGUGGCGCGGGCGUGGCGGAGAAUGUGCCUUUUUCGUUUGAGGCGGUGUGUGGGAAUGAGGUGGAAGCUGAGGGGUUGCUGGGUGCACUUAGAGCUAAGCUGCAGGAUGGUAAGGUGAUAAAUUGUGUGCUUCCACAACCACCACAAGGAAAUAGUGGCACUAAAGCGGAGCCGUCUCCGGUUGAUCCACGUGGUGCGGUGGCGGAAUCCGUCAACCUGCCACCACCCCACAAGGACUAUCCAAUUGUAUUAGAUAAUCAGUGGCAACUUCAGGUUCACCCAGCACCAUCAAACCAAACCAUGGUGUGGGCCAACGAGAGCCAAGUAGCAUAUGAGCAAGUGCAUAAUUGGUCCACGUGGCCGAAUAACAGUAUGCCGUAUGUACCAGAACAGUGCUCUAUGGAGCUUCCGUUGCCGGCGGUGGGCACGCAGCUUCUGUCACAGAUUGAUGGUAGUGGUGGUGGCGGCGAUGGUGGUUGGUGUUCAGAUCAGCAGCAGUUUUUGCACUGUGACGGUAGCAACUGGGGAGGAGCUAAUGCCAAUUGGGAUCCUCCUUUUUAUGCUUCCUCUGUGCGGGGUGAUGGGAUCAUAUCAUAUAAUUAA